Molecule: messenger RNA, 1774 nt
Organism: Hordeum vulgare subsp. vulgare (domesticated barley)
Lineage: Eukaryota; Viridiplantae; Streptophyta; Magnoliopsida; Poales; Poaceae
Product: translation initiation factor eIF-2B subunit beta
Exons: 9
Coding region: 124-1410 (428 amino acids)
Biological process (GO): translational initiation
Cellular component (GO): eukaryotic translation initiation factor 2B complex
Molecular function (GO): guanyl-nucleotide exchange factor activity; translation initiation factor activity
Source: RefSeq, a predicted model, not a curated record
ACGUGUCCGUGUCCUUUUUUGGAGUUGCCCUGACAUCUCCUUCUGUCUCGAAACCCUAAGCCCUCUCCCUUCCAAGCCGCCGAUCCGCCCCCCUCUGCCUUCCGGUUGAAGCCGCACGCCACUAUGCCGGACAUGCAGCCGCUCAUCAGCGACUUCGUCCUCAAGCUCAAGCGCCGUAAGGUGGAGGGGUCACAUGCCGUGGCGCGGCAGACGGCGGAGCUGCUGAGGUCAGUGGUGUCGCAGCACCGGAUGGGCAGCACUAACCAAGCGGCGGCUCUCGCCGACGCCAUCCAUGCCGUCGGGGAGCAUCUCAUCGCAGCCAAUCCCAUCGAGCUCGCUGUUGGCAACACUGUGAGACGUGUUUUGCAUAUAAUAAAGGAGGAAGAUAUAUCUUUUACUGCAGUUGGUAUUGAAGGUCUUUCUGUGACAGCUGUCAGCGAUGAUGAAUGUGACAGUGGAAAUGAUGACCGUCCUACCUUAUCUGCUGCUGUUCUUGCUUCCCAUGCUAGAAACGCUCUUCGGGCACCUUCAUUGCAGACUCUCCUGGAUGAUAUUCCUGUGAGCACUGCACUUUCACAUUCUUCAUCAUCAGCUGGGGAUUCAGAUGGGAAAACUGGAGAUAAGAGCUUAAAAACUCGGAAACUAAAACAUGAUGUUAUUGCUGCCAUUGGUGAUCUUAUUGAGGAGAUUGAUACAUGUUAUGACCAGAUUUCUGAGCAAGCUGUCGAACAUAUCCACCAAAAUGAGGUUAUCCUAACUCUAGGUCGUUCUAGAACUGUGAAAGAGUUUCUGUAUGCUGCAAAGGAGAAGAAGCGAUCUUUUCGUGUAUUUGUUGCUGAAGGUGCUCCAAGAUAUCAGGGACAUGCUCUUGCGAAGGAGCUGGUCGAGAAAGGUGUACAGACUACUGUUAUAACAGAUUCAGCGGUUUUUGCUAUGAUCUCCCGAGUUAACAUGGUUAUAGUUGGUGUCCAUGCAAUAAUGGCAAACGGUGGAGUCAUUGCACCAGUAGGGAUGAAUAUGGUUGCUCUUGCUGCUCAAAGGCAUGCCGUACCCUUUGUCGUGGUUGCUGGCAGUCAUAAGUUGUGUCCUUUGUAUCCGCACAACCCGGAGGUUUUACUGAAUGAGCUUAAAUCACCAUCUGAUUUGCUUGACUUUGGCGAGUUCUCAAAUUGCAUGAACUUCAGUACUCAGGAUGGUACUCCUCUUCUAAAUGUUGCCAAUCCAACGUUUGACUAUGUGCCUCCGAAGCUCGUCAGCCUUUUCAUCACUGAUACUAGUACCACCUCGAGGACCGGCAAGAGUAGCAGCUCCAGCAGCCCACCCACCCACGGCUGCAUGCUAAAACCAGCAAUGAUGGCAACCCAGCAUGGCUGGUCACGGCUGCAAGAAAUUCUUUGUCUUGGUGAUUGAUCCAGAUUCAGAUGACGGCAAAGUAGACACUUCUAUGAAGGCUGCAAGGGGCUAGCAGUAGCCUUGGUCCAGCUCGUUCAAAAAGGGAGAGAUGUUACGUGGGGAUAUAUGGCAGAAUAAGGUCACCAAGGAGAGGGUCACAGCUGAAAUUGAAGGGGAUAUGUAUCCCUAGUUAUCCUUAGCUUCUCUUAGAGAUAUUUCUUAGUUCUCAAGUUAUUUAUUUACUGAAGUUUGUUAGCUUGGCUUAGCCUCCAAGUUUGUAAGAGCAUGUACCAUGGAGGCAGCAGCAAGGUGCUGCCCCCUAACAUUCACGUAGGCUUGGAGAGCCAGGGCCAUUGCCCAUAAGGAUUACCGUCCAACCCCA